UCUCCCUCAGUCUUCCACGGGCAGUCAAAGCACCUACUCCAAGCAGGUCUUGAAAACAGCCAUGGAGCCUACUGAGCCACUGAAGGAAGAAUCUGAGGUCUCCGAGGACUCCAAUAUGGAGAUGACACCGUCUUCCUCAGAGCCGAGGAUGAACAUGCAGUUGGAACCCACUGUGUCAUUCCUGUUCACACUCCUGAAUACUCCUGAACCCAAAGAUGCCGAAUUGGACUCUGAUAUCCAAGAGAGGCAGUUCCUCGAUAAAGAAGACUGGGGCCCCAUGAGGACCUCAGCGGAGAUGCAGCUCUUGCAGAAGGACUGCAGGAGGCUUCAGGAGGCAAUGGGCAUUAACCAAAGUGGUAACAAGACCCUUCAACAGAAGCUGCAAGACCUACCUACCUCACUGUACCAGAACCUGGAAAGAAUUCUGACCAUUCCGGAGGAAGUAACAGUCACCCAGGAGGAAGCUGAGGAUACCCAGGAGGAGGCUGAGGUCACCCAGGAGGAGGGAGGCCCUACUACACUGGCAAAGUUCGCGCUGUUUCUUGGGCAGCAGAAGAGGCCUUCUGCUCAGCCUUCCUCCCUUCAGCCUCCCACACCCUUGCUUGCUACUGCCCUUCCAGGAAGCAGUGGCUCACAGAAACCUCAGUCAGCCCUAGUGGGGCCAGAGGCCUCUCCACCAACCAGCCUCUCUCUAAGCCCCAGCAAUAAAAAUUGA
Nannospalax galili (Upper Galilee mountains blind mole rat) is the source of this 715-nucleotide messenger RNA. RefSeq lists its product as uncharacterized. Bases 62 to 715 code for a protein of 217 amino acids. The record is from RefSeq and is a predicted model, not a curated record. The transcript has 5 exons. NCBI's taxonomy places the organism in Eukaryota, Metazoa, Chordata, Mammalia, Rodentia, Spalacidae.